UUAUCAGAACUUCAAGUUGGUCGCAUUAGAAAAAGAAGAAGUAUUGAGAGCGCGUGUAUUGCUAAAAAAAAAACCAAAACAAAGCCAUAUCACCUCCUCAUAAAAUGCUGAUAAGUAGCAAAAUCACCAGAGUUUUUCCCCCCUAAGUGUCGCAAUAAGUCCCCUAAAGGUGUGCCUCAGCCACGAAAGUCUCAAAGAAACCAGUCAAUCGUCGUGGAGCAAGACAUGAGGUGAAAAAUUGCAGUCUUGAAAAUUUGCACUUAUCAUUAUCUCAAGGUUUUUAUUGUGUUCAAAAUAUCUAUUAAUUUUUUGCGUGUGAAUUAUAUACACAGCAUUAAAUGGAGUCCCAUCGGUCAAAUGGCAACGAAGAGUAUCAGGAAAGAGAGGAAAUUACAUCAUCAGUGGACAGCUUACUUCCACAAACCACUCCAGUGAACCAAGAAGAAAAUCCCAGUAUUGAAAUUUCAAGGAGAAGAUCAAUUUGUACAAUAGAACCCGUUCUUUUCUUGAUAUUCUUCGCGUGGAAUCUCUCAGGUAAUGUGUUGACCAACCAAAUUGUCUAUCAGACAUGCACAGCACUGUUGGGAUUCAACGAAAGCGACUGCAGACAGCUAGGUACUGCCAAUGAGAGUGAAUAUAUUGAGAGUCUGGAGCAGAAAGUUCAGCCUUAUACAGCAAAGAUUAUCAUGGUACGAUCACUGAUGGAACAAAUCUUACCAGCCUUCUGUAGUCUUUUCUUGGGACCGUGGUCUGAUAAAUUUGGCCGCAAACCACUCCUGUACGCUUGUUUUUCCGGAUAUAUAAGCGUCUUCUUUCUUUUGGUGGGAAUAUCCUUUGCAUCCAUGAUAUUUACAAUCACUCCGUGGUUGUAUAUUCUUGCUUAUGUACCUGUAAUGUUCUCUGGUGGGACAUGUGCCCUUAUCACGGGAACCUUCUGUUAUAUUACGGAUAUAACGACAGAAAAAAAUCGUGCAAUACGUAUGGGUAUAGCUGAAGGUGUUCUUUUUGCUGGUCUCUUUCUUGGCUCCAUAUCCAGUAGCUAUGUUCUCCAAUUAACUAACGUCUCAACCGUAUUUACCAUCUCGGGGCUAUUCUGUAUCCUUGGUAUCCUCUACAUCUGGCUUUGUCUGCCUGAGACGAUUGAUUACGAGGAUUUCGUGGGGUCCAAAUUUCGAGAACUAUUUCGUUUUGAUCACGUCUGUGAUAUGUUCAAAACUUCCUUCAUGCCACGUCCGGAUAAUCGUCGGGUCAUCAUUUGGCUGGCAAUUGCUGGACUUGUAGUUUCGAUCGCCAUGAUGGAAGGCAAUAUGUCUGUAUUCUUCCUCUUUACUCGCGCCAAAUUCGGCUGGACCAUUCGCGAGUACACUAUCUACGAAUCUGUGAGCAUUGUGGUGCAAAUGGUCGGAGGCAUUGUGACUCUAUGUAUCCUCAAAAAAAUCUUCGGGAUAUCAGACGCCAUGCUGGCUGCAUUAUCAUUUGGCAGUGAUUGCCUGCAGAAUUUCACACGCACGAUUGCUAAUACACCGCGUGAUCUCUAUAUUGGUGUUGGAGUGGGCAUUAUAAAGAGCAUUUCUGGACCAAUGGGACGUGCUGUAGUGUCCAAUGUCACACCACCAAGUGACAUAGGCAAAAUAUUCUCCCUGGUUACAGCACUUGAAUCAAUUUCUCCCAUUAUCUCAACACCACUCUUCACAUUGAUCUACACCAGUACAAUUGAUACCUUUCCUUCAGCUUUUAACGCUGUCAGUACAGGAGGAACAUUCCUUUGUUUUCUCUGGAUGCUAAUAAUUUAUAUCCUUGAACUUGGGCUACCACGAAUACCUUACGACAACCUUCAAACAACUACCAGUUAAUCUGAACUUUUUCUUCUGUUACACAAUUUAAUCCAUGGGUACAGGUCUUAACAUAAAGCGAUAGGAUACUUUCCUGGAACUGAUGGAACAACGUGACUGACCUAUAGCCUCGACCAAAUAUACGAGUUUUUAUCGCAAUCUGAUGAAUCCAGGGAAUAUGGUUUUGGAUAUGGGCAAUUCUGUUUGUAGUAAUCACUUGGAGCGUGCAUCACAAACUGCAACGUAGACAAUUUCCUAGGAAAAUCCUCAUCUGGACCUAAAAGAAAUUUAUUAUAUUAUGUAUAUGAAGAACAUACAUAUGAAAGUGCAAUUGCAAUGUAAAUUCUUAUGUGAUGAACCUUUUAUAGAGCAACGAUUUGAUGCCAAAA
This is a messenger RNA of Lutzomyia longipalpis, 2221 nucleotides long. RefSeq names its product proton-coupled folate transporter-like. Gene Ontology annotation, molecular function: transmembrane transporter activity. Bases 339 to 1853 code for a protein of 504 amino acids. The record is from RefSeq and is a predicted model, not a curated record. The transcript has 6 exons. Gene Ontology annotation, cellular component: membrane. Lineage: Eukaryota; Metazoa; Arthropoda; Insecta; Diptera; Psychodidae. Gene Ontology annotation, biological process: transmembrane transport.